Notolabrus celidotus (New Zealand spotty) is the source of this 1321-nucleotide messenger RNA. RefSeq names its product tubulin polymerization-promoting protein family member 3 (gene tppp3). The record is from RefSeq and is a predicted model, not a curated record. The transcript has 4 exons. Gene Ontology annotation, cellular component: microtubule. NCBI's taxonomy places the organism in Eukaryota, Metazoa, Chordata, Actinopteri, Labriformes, Labridae. Gene Ontology annotation, biological process: microtubule polymerization; positive regulation of protein polymerization; microtubule bundle formation. Gene Ontology annotation, molecular function: tubulin binding. Bases 188 to 727 code for a protein of 179 amino acids.
CUCCCCUGAUGUGGGACAGGACGUGGUCAUGGCGACAGGAUAAACAGAUGAUAACAAGCCCUCAGCGCUGCAGAGCUCAUUUGAACGCUGCGACCGCUGCUGAGGGCCAGAAGAGGGAGAGGAGAGACAGAGGUGAAGCAGGGACAGACAGAGGAGGACAGAGGACGGACAGAUAUUUCUUUCCAUCAUGGCGGAGAGCACAGACAUGGAGAAUCUCCUGGUGUCUUUUAAGAAGUUUGCCAUCCAUGGAGACACAAAGGCCACAGGGAAGGAGCUGAACGGGAAGAACUGGGCCAAACUGUGCAAGGACUGCAAGAUCAUCGACGGCAAGGGUGUCACCGGCACAGACGUGGACAUCGUCUUCUCCAAAGUCAAACAGAAGACGUCUCGGGUCAUCACCUACGAGGAGUUUCGGAGAGCUCUGGAAGACCUGGCUCCCAAAAGGUUCAAAGGUCAAAGUAAAGAGGAGGCGCUGGACUCCAUCUUCAAACUGGUGGAAGGCAGAGAGCCAACAAACGUUGGAGUGACGAAAGUAGCAAAGACCAAGGCAGUGGACCGUCUGACCGACUCGUCCAAGUACACUGGAUCACACAAGGAGCGCUUCGACGAGACCGGCAAGGGCAAAGGUCGCGAAGGGCGUGAGGAGCUGGUGGACAACACGGGCUACGUGGGAGCGUACAAGAACGCCGGAACGUACGACACGAAGGUGAAGACGGAGAAAGAAUGAGGCAGGAAGUACAGCUCCUCCACAGCACUUAGUCUGGACCAAACCUUGAACUUUGACCCCUCUUUGUGUGUGUUUUAGUAUGAAUGUAUGCAUCUAUGAGCGUGUGUAUGACUUUGUGUGACUGACUGACAGACUCUCAUGUCUGUAGACUCUAUUAACCAUGACAGAAGUAAUGACACAUGACCAGGGGAUCAGUUCUCCAUCAGUCCGUCACUUCAGCUCCAUCAGGGUGGUUUGUGUUUGAUGGGGUUAUGUGUAAAGUCUGAUUCAUAUUAACUACUGUCUUUUUUUUAUCUAGUUUAGCCUUCAGAAGUGUAACUGACUUCAUGUUUCUACAUCAGCAGCAGCUUCUGGAUCCAUGUUGAAUGUAACUCAAACUGAAUCCACAGCCUGAGAACACCCCGGGGUCCUGUUGGGCUUUUUGUUGUUGUUGUUUUCUUCUAUAUAUUUUGCAGCCUUGUUACUUUUCUGCAGUAUAAUUAUCUCAAACGUGUUUGUUCUGUCUGACUGUCUUUGUGAAGAGUUGUUGCAGGUGCAGAAACUGGAUCUGAAGUGAAAGUUACUUCAUGAACAAAUAAAGGUUAAUAAAGUUGU